This is a messenger RNA of Vicia villosa (hairy vetch), 1311 nucleotides long. RefSeq lists its product as uncharacterized. The coding region runs from base 1 to 1311 and encodes 436 amino acids. The transcript has a single exon. The record is from RefSeq and is a predicted model, not a curated record. NCBI's taxonomy places the organism in Eukaryota, Viridiplantae, Streptophyta, Magnoliopsida, Fabales, Fabaceae.
AUGGAUUCAAAUAAUUCAAACAAUCUCAACAAACUUUUUUGGGAGGUGAUUGAAGAAGAACUUAUGGACAACACAGACGAAGAACUAUUGUUGUCAAUGCUCGAGAAGGAACGUCAAUCUGGAAGUUCAUCAAAGCAAAAAAGAAGAUCAGUGAUAGAUCGGAAUUGUGAAGAAGGGAAUAUACGAUUAUUCAACGACUACUUCUCAGAAAAUCCAGUAUACACUGAUGCCCAAUUCCGUAGAAGGUUUAGAAUGCAUAGGCAUUUGUUUCUUAGAAUUGUAGAAACCCUUGGAAAUCAUGAUGAAUAUUUUCAAAUGAGGGUCGAUGAAACUGGUAAAAUGGGUCUUUCACCAUUGCAGAAGUGUACUUCUGCUAUUCGUAUGUUGGCAUAUGGAUCUUCCGCUGACAUUGUAGACGAAUAUGUUCGAAUUGGUGAAAGCACUGCAAUUGAGUGCUUAGAGAGAUUCGUAAGGGGCGUGAAUGAGGUAUUUGGGGCUGAGUAUUUGAGAAGGCCUAAUAACAAUGAUGUUGAGCAUCUUUUACAAAUGGGGGAGUCACGUGGAUUUCCAGGCAUGCUAGGUUCCAUUGAUUGUAUGCAUUGGGAAUGGAAGAAUUAUCCUGUUGCGUGGAAAGGACAGUUUUGUCGAGGUGAUCAUGGUAAACCCACGAUUAUGCUUGAAGCAGUGGCAUCACAAGACUUAUGGAUUUGGCAUGCAUUUUUUGGUAUUGCAGGUUCAAACAAUGACAUUAAUGUGCUAAACCAAUCUAAUGUGUUUAACGAUAUUUUGGAAGGACGUGAUGCUAGUGUGCAAUAUACAAUCAAUAGGACUCCAUAUAAUAUGGGGUAUUAUUUAGCAGAUGGUAUAUAUCCUGAGUGGGCUACAUUUGUCAAGACCAUUUCAAUGCCGCAAGGAGACAAGAGAAAACUAUUUGCACAACACCAAGAAUCAGCUAGAAAGGAUGUGGAACAGGCAUUUGGAGUGCUUCAAUCUCGAUUUGCAAUAAUACGUGGUCCAGCGCGUGCUUGGCACAUGGAAACCCUCAAGCAUACCAUAUAUGCUUGCAUUAUAUUGCACAACAUGAUUGUCGAAGACGAACGACACACAUAUGGAGGUGAUUUUGAUUACUGUUACGAUAAUGCAGGUAACAACAACUCAACGACUGAAACAUUUAACGGUCCUCAUCCGAAUCUUGCAACAAGACUACAAAGAAGGGCAACUCUUCAUGAAAAACAAGUUCAUCGCCAACUUCAAGGAGAUCUAGUCGAGCAUAUUUGGGAACGUUUUGGACAUGAGGACGAUGAAAAUUAA